UACUAUACAGAGUAAAACAUUAAACCAUCAAAACCCUAUAUUCCGACACAAGAAUUACAACCCAAUAAGAAAAUUGUUUACAGAAAAAGUCGUUGUUGUUCGAUUCCAUUUACAGCUUUUUGCCUUUCGUAAUCAAUGAAAUGGAACAGCUCGGCACAUUCAUUUGAAAAUUAGAAGCCCCCACAUUACUUUCCCCCAUAAUAAUCUAUUAUAGCAUUUACACCCGUCUUGCGAUCCCAACAAAUUCCCUUUUUGUUGUUACUAUUGGGGCUGCGUCUGAUCGUUGUCAUUGUCUCAUUGGUGUUUCCUGGAUUUGGGUUUGUCUUGUUAUCUCAUAAAGAUUGAGUCUUUCUUGGUUUUGUUGGGUUUCUUGGGUUGCAUUACAGGUGUUUGAUGUAAUGCCUCUGAGAGUUGUGUUGAUGAUGCAAGGUGAGAUUGAUCUGGGGUGAUGGGUUUAGUGUUUUGUAUGUGAAUUUGGAACUAUUAGGAACUAGAUAGUGAUAAUGAGCAAAGAUUUGGCUGGUAUUUUGAAGUCAUGGGAAGUGAAAGUUAAGAAAUCACAAGCUUCUGCUAAGAAAAGAGCGGUCGGCAUGUUCACAACAAUGUCGGUAGCUCAUGUAGAUGAAGAGAGUUGUGAGACUGAAGCUGCAGCUGAACUUGUUCAUGUGGAAAAGAUUUUUUCCAAUGGGGAUAUUUAUAUGGGUCAGUGGGUAGCGGAAAACUGCCCGCACGGGUCCGGAAAGUACUUGUGGGCGGAUGGGUGUAUGUAUUUCGGUGAGUGGUGGAAAGGGAGGAUGAACGGUAGAGGGAAGUUUAGCUGGCCCUCGGGUGCUACGUACGAGGGUCGGUUCAAGAACUGUUAUAUGGACGGUGAGGGGACGUUUACGGGAUCUUUGAAUCAUACUUAUAAAGGUUGUUGGGUUAUGAAUAAGAAGCAUGGGAAAGGGAGUAUGAGUUAUGCAAACGGUGAUCAUUACGAAGGUGAUUGGAGGAAGGGGUUGUAUGACGGUGAAGGGUCGUAUAACUGGAAUAGUGGUAAUCGGUAUACAGGGCAGUGGAAGAAAGGAAAGAUGAGUGGGAAUGGAAUCAUGGUUUGGGCUAACGGGAAUCGGUUUGAUGGGAGUUGGGAAUGCGGAUUCCCGAAAGGGAACGGUGCGUUUACGUUUGAAGGUGGGAGUUACUAUUUGGGUGUUUGGGGUAAGGAUCAGAAAGAACAACACGUAAAGUUUUAUCCAUCGAGUUCAACGGUUAAUCAUGAUGAUUGGGAUCCUAAUCAGCUGUUCUCAUUUGAGAUGAGUGAAUGCUUUGUUUAUGCGGCGGAAUCCGUUUCGGUAUUCCCUUCAGAUAAGGUGUUUAGUUGGUCUAAUAGUGACGGAAAGCAUCAAAAACAACCCGUGAGGAUGAAUCCUAAAAUCGAGAACAACGGUCGGAGACAGUCUAUUGAUGCUUUCGGCUCAUAUGAGCUCGAGAAAACACAGAAGCAAGGGGUCACGAUUUGCAAAGGGCAUAAGAAUUAUGAGCUCAUGCUUAAUCUACAGCUUGGGAUAAGGCAUUCUGUAGGGAGGCCAAGUUCACCUAAACCGCUUGAUUUGAAGCCUACGGUUUUUGAUACCAAGGAAAAAUUAUGGACCAGAUUUCCUCCGGAAGGAUCGAAACAUACUCCACCUCAUCAGUCGUGUGAUUUUAAAUUUAAAGACUAUUGUCCAUCGGUUUUCAGGACACUUAGGAAUUUGUUUAACGUGGAUCCAGUGGAUUACAUGUUGUCAAUUUGCGGGAAUGAGGCUCUUCGGGAGCUCUCGUCUCCUGGAAAAAGCGGAUGUUUCUUUUACAUGACAUCCGACAACAAGUAUAUGAUAAAGACAAUGAAAAAGGCAGAAGUUAAAGUACUAAGGAGGAUGCUUCCAGCGUACUUUCAGCAUAUGAAAUCCUACGAAAACACACUCGUCACCAAAUUUUUUGGAUUACAUUGUGUGAAGUUGAGCGGAUCUUCACAACGGAAGGUGCGGUUUGUCGUUAUGGGAAAUUUGUUUUGUACCGAUGUACCGAUUAACAGACGGUUCGACUUAAAAGGAUCUUCCCAUGGUCGAAUAACGGAUAAACCCGAGUCUGAAAUUGAUGCAAAUACCACCCUCAAAGAUCUUGACCUCAAUUAUAUUUUCCGAUUGCAGAAAGAUCAGUUUCAAGAGUUCUAUAGGCAGGUCAAUACGGACUGUAAAUUUCUUGAACAGGAAAGAAUUAUGGAUUACAGUCUUUUAGUUGGUAUUAGUGUUCAAGCAUGCAAUCAGGACUUAUCGGCAGAUGAAGGGAACAUUGAACUGGAUAGCAGUGGGUCAAGCCCUAGGGUUUCUUCGGCAGAUACAGAUGCCUCUCUUGACCCUACACGGUGGGCUUCCAUUAGGCUUGGCGUUAACAUGCCAGCUCGGGUCGAACUCACGGUUAGAAGUCACGAGAAUCAGUUAGUUGGUGAACCAACACAAGAGUUCUACAAUGUCAUCCUCUUCUUUGGUAUAAUCGACAUAUUGCAAGAUUAUGACAUCAGCAAAAAGCUUGAACAUGCCUAUAAGGCAUUCCAAUACAACCCGACUUCCAUUUCGGCUGUGGACCCCAUACAGUACUCGAAACGCUUCCGAGAUUUCAUAUUUAGUGUUUUUAAAGAAGACGGUUAAAAGUUACAGGAUUGGGCUCAAGUUUUUCUAGUGAGCCUAUAAAUUGUACAGCCCUUGUGAAGAGGGAUUCAAUGGUUGACAAUGCUUACCCAAGUUCCGGUUUCAAAAUUUAACGAUAUAAUGUAUACAUACAUACAGCGGUUUUUCAGGCCGAUUUUGAUUCAUAUUUUUACUGA
Helianthus annuus (common sunflower) is the source of this 2842-nucleotide messenger RNA. Its product is annotated as phosphatidylinositol 4-phosphate 5-kinase 6. Gene Ontology annotation, biological process: phosphatidylinositol metabolic process. Gene Ontology annotation, molecular function: 1-phosphatidylinositol-4-phosphate 5-kinase activity; ATP binding. Lineage: Eukaryota; Viridiplantae; Streptophyta; Magnoliopsida; Asterales; Asteraceae. Bases 504 to 2666 code for a protein of 720 amino acids. The transcript is spliced from 8 exons. The record is from RefSeq and is a predicted model, not a curated record.